AUGUAUUGUGGAGAUGAAACUGGAUCUUUCAUUGGGGAAAUAGGGUCGCACACCUGUCGCUUUGGUUAUGGAGGAGAAGACAAUCCAAAGUAUGUGGCUCCUUCUUACGUCUCCGACAAGAAACGAAUGGCGUCUUCUUGUCUCACAGCAAGAGCGGCCUCACAAGACUUGGAAUCGAUUCUGCGCAUGCCAGAGUCGUUAGGGAAUGAGCCAUUGUUGGAUCCGGAUGCCUUCUUACGACAAGGAGAUUCCGUACAAGAUUGGGACAAUCUACAAGUGGCGUGGAAUGAAGGUAUGGAUACUUUGAGAGCCAAAGAUACGCAAAAACAUACAAAGGGAGGAACGCCCUACUCGACAACUGUGAAAAAGCACAAAACUAUUGAAGGAAAAUGCAUACACCCGAUAUUGGCCAUUAUGCCGGGAUUCACACAUUUUGAAGGUUAUGGGCCGAAAUAUUCUGCGUCUAUGAAACGAGAACAGUACGCCAAGUAUAUGGAAAUCGUUAUGGAGCAUCUGGAGGCAACAAGUCUGUUUCUGGCUCCGUCGCCAAUGUUGGCGGCCUUUUCCGUGGGACGACAAAAUGCAUUGGUGGUGGAUGUCGGUGCAGGGGGCUGCCGCGUCACACCGGUAAUUGACGGUCAUAUCCUGCAACACUCACAGAGACGAAAUGGACGGGGAGGAGACUGGAUGGGUCAUGUCGCAUGGAAGGCAAUGUUGGAACAGGAAUUACCUGUGAUUCCGCGCUAUAAACUUCGACAAAAGGGGUGUAUAGCAAAGAGUCCUAGUUUUCACAAUUGGGCAGUUCAAGAUUUGAUGUACGAAUUGAGAACAGAUCCUAAUGUCAGCGUUGCGCCCAUGGACGAGGCGCCAUCUCGCACGCUAUUUACAAACUACGACGCUGCGGAAGCUCCUACAUCCCCAGCAUCGGGGGAAGAAGCAACUCCUUCGACUUUUGAGCUUCCCGAUGGGACACCCAUUGACCUAUCAACCCCGUUUGGAAAGGACGUGACGAGAAUACCGGAACUGCUCUUUUCGGAGACGAUGCCUUUUUCAUCUCAAUCAUCGUCGUCAUCAUCAUCUUCGGAACUGCAAACGCUGUCCAAUGCGCCUCUUCACCACUUGAUUCGAGAAUCUUUGUUGGCAGUGGGUGAUGUGGAUGCUCGGAAAGACCUGGUAGGAAGCAUUUGUUUGUCGGGAGCGAGUUCCGUUUUUCCCAACAUGGAGUCUCGCUUGUCGGCGGAAUUGUCCGCAUUGCUUCCAGGCUUUGUCAAACCCAAGGUCGUUGCUUCUAGGAAUUCAGUAGAAAGGAGGUAUGCACCCUGGAUUGGAGCUUCCAUAUUGACCAGUCUGGGGAGUUUUCAGCAGUUGUGGAUGAGUCGAUCGGAGUAUUUUGAAUACGGGGCAGCCAUGGGGGUCCAAAGGUUUCCAUGA
Cylindrotheca closterium is the source of this 1431-nucleotide messenger RNA. The record is from the annotation of a GenBank genome assembly. Lineage: Eukaryota; Bacillariophyta; Bacillariophyceae; Bacillariales; Bacillariaceae.